Thalassophryne amazonica is the source of this 1573-nucleotide messenger RNA. RefSeq names its product opsin-5-like. Gene Ontology annotation, biological process: G protein-coupled receptor signaling pathway; visual perception. Gene Ontology annotation, cellular component: membrane. The transcript is spliced from 5 exons. Lineage: Eukaryota; Metazoa; Chordata; Actinopteri; Batrachoidiformes; Batrachoididae. Bases 288 to 1559 code for a protein of 423 amino acids. Gene Ontology annotation, molecular function: G protein-coupled receptor activity. The record is from RefSeq and is a predicted model, not a curated record.
UGAAGUGGGGAGUGGUAGACUGAGUCUCAUCUCUCUCUCUCUCACUCUUCCCUGUCAGUAAGGUUUAUAGCUCCUCUGCAGUGAUGACGAGUACAUGCGCUGUGUGUGAAUGAGUGAAUGUGCUCCCUGGCUGGAUCGCUGUUGGCAUCACUGAUGAGUCGGAGAUGGUAACAGGUCUGGUCCUCUCGUGUCUCCUUCUUGGGGUUGCUGGCUCGCCUCUCCUGGUGCUCUGAUCUCCACUUGGCCCCCAUGAGUGUAACCGAGGACAAACCAUCCCUCCCUGGAAGAUGAGAAAUGUUUCAGACACGUCUGCUGUGUUUGCCUCCACCAUUUCUAAGUAUCAUGACGUCUUCAUGGGUUCAGUCUACACCACGUUCUGUAAGUCCACACGAGUCAUUAUCUUUAAUGUUGUAUCUCCUCAAACAGUGCACAAUGUGUUUUUUUCUUUUCUUUUUUUUUUAGGCAUAUUGUCCGUCACGGGCAAUUGCGUCCUACUUAUUGUUGCAUAUCACAAGAGAUCAACCUUGAAGCCAGCAGAGUUCUUCAUCAUCAGUCUAUCGAUCAGUGACCUUGGGAUGACACUCUCUUUAUUCCCUUUGGCCAUACCAUCAGCUUUCUCACACAGGUGGCUGUUUGGGGGAUUCAUCUGUCAGCUCUAUGCCAUGUGUGGAGUGUUGUUUGGUCUGUGCAGCCUGACCAACCUCACAGUCCUCUCGUUUGUUUGCUGUCUUAAAGUCUGCUUUCCUAACUAUGGCAACAACUUUUCCUCGUCUCAUGCUCGUAUCCUGGUGGUUGGAGUGUGGUCUUACGCGUCUGUGUUUGCUCUUGGCCCCUUGGCCCAGUGGGGGCAUUACAGUCCCGAACCUUACGGCACGGCCUGCUGCAUUGACUGGAACGCACCCAACCACAAGCCUUCAGCUUUGUCUUACAUCGUCUGCCUUUUCGUGUUUUGCUACAUACUUCCAUGUACGGUCAUCUUCCUCUCCUAUGCUUUCAUCCUACUGACAGUGAGGGGGUCACAUCAGGCUGUCCAGCAACAUGUGUCCCCUCAGACCAAAUCCACCAACGCACACGCGCUCAUAGCGAAGCUGUCAGUAGCUGUGUGUAUUGGCUUCCUGACCGCCUGGACACCAUACGCUGCUGUGGCAAUGUGGGCCGCUUUUGGAGACGCUACGCAGGUUCCUUCAGGGGCAUUUGCCCUGGCAGCCAUAUUUGCCAAGUCCUCCACAAUCUACAACCCAAUGGUCUACCUGCUGUUUAAACCCAACUUUCGUGAGUGUUUGUACAGAGACACGUCUAUGCUAUGGCAGAGGAUCUCCAGAAGUAGCCUGCAAUUGGAUCAGAAAGAGCGGUCACAGCGCAACAAGGACACUAGCAUGUCCACAUGCCUCUCAAAUGGACAGAAGGACAGCUAUGGAGCUUGCACUCAGUGUCCUGAGAGCGUAGCCAUGUCUCACAUGUCCACACCACAAAUGAGGGCCUGUAUUUUAAAUGCCUCUACCUCCAGAGAAGUGACACUGAGUCAGAUCACAGCCAAACGACACACUGACUACCUCUAGCAGCAAAACGUCCU